Molecule: messenger RNA, 2444 nt
Organism: Pseudopipra pipra
Lineage: Eukaryota; Metazoa; Chordata; Aves; Passeriformes; Pipridae
Gene: RBM28
Product: RNA binding motif protein 28
Cellular component (GO): nucleolus
Molecular function (GO): mRNA binding
Source: RefSeq, a predicted model, not a curated record
UCCCCAGAUGGGUGCCCCAAAUCCCCCAGACCCCCCUUCCCGUGGGACGGGCCCGCCGACCCCCCUCUCAACUCCCGUAGGGUGAGACCCUCGAACUCCCAGACCCUGUUAUGGGUCCCCCAAGCCCCCCAGGCCCCCCCAGGAUGGGACCCCCUGAACUUCCCUCCCGCAGGACGGGACUCCCCAAAUCCCACAACCCCCCAGGCCCCUGAUACGGGACCCCCGAGCCCUCCUGAUCCUCCCGGAUGGGACAUGACCCCCCAAGCCCCCCGUGAGCCCCCGGGCCCCUUAAUAUGGGACCCCCGAGCCCCCCCAUCCCCCCUUAGCCCCACUCGAGUGGGACCCCAACUUCCACCUGACCCCCUUUCAUGGGAUCCCCGACCCCCCUUGACUCCCCUCCCGCAGGGUGGGACCACCUGACCCGCCCGUCCCCCUCUGUCCCCCCCGAUCCCCCCCUGUCCCCCCCAACCCCCCCCGUCCCCCCCCGCUCCCCGUCCCGGGUCCUCCUGCGCUGCAGUUCCCGCUCUCACCGCCGGGGGCCGCUCUGGCUCCGCCCCUCCCGGGGCCGCUCCGCCCCCCCCCCGCCCCGCCCCCGCCGGGCCAAGAUGGCGGCGCCCAGCGCGCGCACGGUGCUGGUGCGGGGCCUGCCCCCGAGCGCCACCGGGCCGCUCCUCGAGAGCCUCUUCGGGGCCCUCGGGCCGCUCCGCCGCUGCUUCGUGGUCACCGAGAAGGGCUCCCCGAAAUGCCGCGGGUUCGGGUACGUGACCUUCUCGCUGCCCGAGGACGCCGGGAGGGCCCUGCGGGACCCCCCCGAGCUGGGGGGGCGGCCCCUGGGGGUGUCCCUGGCCCGGCCCCGCCCCAAGAGGGACAGGGGGCCGCGGGGGGGGGCAGGAGGGAGAGGGCGAGGGGGGGGAGUCCCCCCCAGAGCCCCCCGGCCGAAGAAGCCCCGCCCACCCUCCCGCAAGGCCCGGCUCAUCCUGCGCAACCUCAGCUUCCAGUGCUCCGAGGACGAGCUCCGGGGUCUCUUCGCUCCCUUCGGCCCCGUCCUGGAGCUGAACAUGCCCCGGAAACCUGACGGGACCCCGAGGGGCUUCGCCUUCGUCCAGCUCAGGAACGUGCAGGAGGCGGCGGCGGCGCUGGGGGGGCUCAACGGGGCCCAGCUCAGAGGUGGGGGGGCUGGGGGGGCUCAACGGGGCCCAGCUCAGAGGAGGGUCCCGGCCCCCCCUGAGCCCCCCCUGAGCCCCCCCUGUGCCCCCCAGGGCGGGGGGCUGCGUCUGGACGGGCGGGUGCUGCGUGUGGACCCCGCCCUGAGCCACCAGGCCCAGCAGCUCCGGGGGGAGUCGGGGGGGGCCCAGCCCAGAACUGGCACCAGGAACCUCUACCUGGCCGGGAGGGGGGUGACCAUCCGCCCGGGCUCGCAGGCGGCCCAGGGGGUCAGUGACGCUGACAUGGCCAAGAGGGCACGGUUCGAGGAGCUGAAGCGGCGGCGGCUGCAGGACCCCAACGUGGGGGUGUCCCGGACCCGGCUGUGCCUGCACAACCUGCCCAAGGCCCUGGACACCCCCCGGCUCAGGGCCCUGCUCCGGGGGGUCCUGCGCCACAGCGGGGGGGCCCCCCCGCACAUCAAGGAGUGCCGAGUGAUGCGGGAGCUGCGGGGUCAGGGCCAGUCCUUGGGCUUUGCCUUCGUGGAGUUCGAGGCACACGAGGAGGCUCUGGGGGCCCUGCGGCGCCUCAACAACAACCCCGAGCUCUUCGGGCCCCACAAGCGCCCCAUCGUGGAGUUUGCCCUGGAGGACCGGCGGAAGCUGCGGCUGCGGGAGCAGCGGAUCCAGCGCGGGCUGCUCAAGGCCAAGGCGAAGGCGGCCGAGGCUGCGAGACCCCCGGAGACCCCCCAGGGCCCCCCGGAUCCCCCCAAGGGCUCGGGUGGGCAGGCCCCCCCCGAAGGCCCCCCCCGCCAAGGCCCCCCCCGCCAAGGCCCCCCCGGGCCCCCCCGGGACCCCUGGGCCGGGUUCCGCACGCAGGGCCCGGGGCGGGGGGCACCCGGGACCCCCCGCAACAGGGUGCUGGCAGUGCCCUCGCACCGGGGGCCCAAGAUCAGGAAACGGGACAAGGGGAAGGCACAGCCCCCUCCCCCAAAACCCCCCAAGGCCCCCAAGGCCCCUCGGCGGCAGGAGAAGCGCCAGGAGACCCCUCCCCAGAAGCAGCGGCGGCGCCGGGGGGGUCCCGGGGGGUCCGAGGCAAAGUUCAACGAGCUGGUGGAGAGGUACAAGAGGAAGAUUUUGGGGAGCCAGCCCCCCACGGCCCGAGGGGGAAAGUGGUUCGAGAGCUGAGAUUCCCCCAGCACCCCAAACUCCCCCCCAGCACCCCAAACUCCCCCCGGGGGUGCUGGAAAGGUCCCAGGCCCCACACCCCCUGCUGUGGGGGUUUGGGGUCCCUGCUGGGGG